CUCGAAGUACCUACAACAAUUUUAUUUUCUGCUGAACUACUGCUGCCGACUGUUGACGUCGUAAAUACGUCAAAUUUAUUUCGAGUUGGUUAUCUUCCCCGCCUAAUAUUAUAAAAGUUAAACGUUAUCCGUGUUCCAUUUUUGAACUGCAUGAAUUUGAUAAACUAUAAUCGGAUUUAUUACAUCUUGAACACCGAACAUGGACGGACGAGUAAAUUUAGACGAGCCUCGUUGGGAUCAGACUCAAUACUGGGGCCGAGUAAAGUACUUUUUAACCACCACUAAUCCGUUAAAUGUUUUCAAAUCAAAUUCUGAAUUAGAGAGAUGCAAGCAAAUCGUUACCAGUUAUAAAAAUGGUGAAAAUAUACCAGAUGGAUUAACAUUAAAUGAUGUCUACAAGGCAAAAGAUGUGGUUGAUUCUGCGUACCAUCCGGAAACAGGAGAAAAAAUGAUCAUCUUUGGAAGAAUGUCAGCUCAAGUGCCAAUGAAUAUGUUGAUUACUGGCGGUUUGAUCACGUUCUACAAAACAACACCGGCAGUAAUUUUUUGGCAGUGGUGCAAUCAAUCAUUCAACGCUCUGGUCAACUAUACAAAUCGAAGUGGAAACUCACCGAUGCCCCUAGAUCAAGUUGCUAAAUCGUAUGUAUUAGCUACCAGUGGCGCUCUUAUUACAGCAUUGGGUUUGAACAGAUUAGUUAAAAGAUUACCUCCUAUUGCCGGACGUAUUGUGCCAUUUGUAGCUGUUGCUGCAGCCAAUUGUAUUAAUAUACCCCUCAUGCGAAAGAAAGAGCUGGAUGAUGGGAUUGAGGUUUUCGAUGAAAAUAAAAAUUUCCUCGGUGAAUCCCAGGUGGCUGCUCGUGAAGGAAUUUCAGCUGUAGUGUUAAGUCGUAUUGUGAUGUCUUCUCCGGGAAUGAUCAUAACGCCAGUAAUAAUGGAAGCAAUUGAAAAAAGAGGAUUGUUAAAAAAUAUGAAAUGGGCGCCAGCACCUUUACAAAUUGCAUUGUGUGGAAUGUUUUUAACUUUUGCGACUCCAAUGUGUUGUGCAUUGUAUCCGCAAAUAUCACCUAUAUCAAUUGAUCGACUUGAACCUGAGUUACAGAAAACGGCGCAAAAAUGUAAUUCGAAGAUGGGAUACUACAACAAAGGACUAUAAAUAUCAACGUUCAAUUGAAAUACAUAUUUGUUAUUUAUAGAAAAGUAAAAAUUGCCGUUGUUGCUGGUAUUGCGGUGUAGCUAUCAUCUACAAUUUUUGCAUUGUUCUAUGCUCUGUACUCGAUGUAUUGUACUUCUUAUUGAAUUGCGCUAUUCCAAGAUCUAUUAAAAAAUUCAAAUAAACCAUAAACUUGAUCUAUUAUUCAA
This is a messenger RNA of Sipha flava (yellow sugarcane aphid), 1359 nucleotides long. Its product is annotated as sideroflexin-1-like. The transcript is spliced from 9 exons. Gene Ontology annotation, biological process: monoatomic ion transport; serine import into mitochondrion. The record is from RefSeq and is a predicted model, not a curated record. Lineage: Eukaryota; Metazoa; Arthropoda; Insecta; Hemiptera; Aphididae. Bases 200 to 1153 code for a protein of 317 amino acids. Gene Ontology annotation, molecular function: monoatomic ion transmembrane transporter activity. Gene Ontology annotation, cellular component: mitochondrial inner membrane.